Gregarina niphandrodes is the source of this 1859-nucleotide messenger RNA. RefSeq lists its product as hypothetical. The transcript has a single exon. Gene Ontology annotation, biological process: RNA 3'-end processing. The annotation marks the transcript as partial. NCBI's taxonomy places the organism in Eukaryota, Apicomplexa, Conoidasida, Eugregarinorida, Gregarinidae. Gene Ontology annotation, molecular function: nucleotidyltransferase activity. The record is from RefSeq and is a predicted model, not a curated record.
AUGUACGAGGCAGCGGCGGAGCACUCGCGACCGUCUUUGAGGUAUAGUGCGAAUGUGUGGAGUGCACUCCGGCCGCACAUUCGGCAAGAGUUGCAUCCGGUGUUGUACGAGAUAUUGCGGAGGUGUAUUCGGGACGAGAGGGCGCUGAAGGCGCUCUUGUCUUACUGUGCGGCGCAUCACCCGAUGGCGGAUGUUUCUGAGGAGGAAAAGAAAUCGUUCAAGUCUGAAGAGCACCGAGCGCCACUGGAUUCGUCGGACUUGGCGUCCUUGAUUUGUGAGUUGGGUAACGAGAAUGAGUUGCUCAAGUUAUUGGGUGACCGGGGUCCGGACUUCGGGUUAUCGUUGUUGGUUAUCUUAGAAUUGCUAUUCCAAGUAGCCUUUUGUUUGCGACGUCAGAAGGAUUCGAACCCGGAGGUGUUGAAUGCGAUGUCUUAUUGCAGUAGAUUGUUGGAGGUAUUGAGUCUGCAUUUGGAUUGUCCGCCACUGUGGCCGCACUUUACGAUAAAGUUCGGGAUGACUUUGACGGGGCUGACGUACCACCGCAAGUUACAAACCAUGGCGGCUUUUCGACUGUUCCAGCUGAACUACUUCGUCUUCCCACAGUGUCGGCCGCGGGCGUUAGCCGAAGGCGCGCCUACUCACAUGUUGGCCGUCCCGCGCGUGGAGCAGACGCUGUGGCAGUUAGUAAGUGAGCUGGCGUUGGAGAGUGCGCCUGCUGAGACAUUGCGGGCGGUCGCCGCUGGUAAGAGGCCGAAACAAUUGCAGUGUCGCGUGGACGCUAUGGCGCUGGUCUUCGAGCGUCUGCACCACUUGGCCACGUCCCUCUUCGGCGCUCAGCUUUUUCUCUAUGGCUCGGGGGCGACCGGAUUUGCGACCGUCAAGUCCGAUAUCGACGUCGUCCUGAUGGUCAGUGCCACGCAGCAGCAGCGUCUUCUCUCUGAGGCCCGCGCUGUCCGGGACGCAGGAGGUGUUGACCUUAACGUCUUCCCCGCCCAGUCCCAGACGCAACCCGUCUCCCUCGUAGGUGACUGGAGCUGGCUCGAAGAGAAAGUAGGACCCACUGCCGCCGCCAUCUGGCUGAACCGAAAAUUCGCCUGGGCAGCCCACCGCUUGUUUGGCUGGAGCGUCCAAUGCGUCCAGAGCGCCUAUGUCCCGAUCAUUCGGGUUCUGGCUUGCGUCGACGCCCAACGCGCUCUACCUUGCGAACUGCCGGCUCCCUUUCGCCCGGACGCCGCCCCAGGUACCGCCAUGGUCAACCUCCUCCGCAAAGUCCCACCCUGCGCUGCGCGCUGCGCUGAUUCCGACGCAGACAUGCUCCAACUCCUCGCCCAAGCUCAUGGCAUGUCGCGCACACGUGUGCGCACACACAUUGCGCGAGCGGUCGCCGCCGAAAUCUGCGCAGAAACAAUUUACUCUGGCUGGACCCCCGCUCUCGUCAGUCUCGCAGAUCCCGUCCUUGCACAACGAAUCCUCCAAGGCGGCGAUCAGACCGACCCAGGCGGCGAUCAGACCGACCAAGGCGGCGACUUGGAAGCCGGGGUAACUACCUUACUCAAAAUGUUUGCGCUCUUCUGGCGUGACUUAAAAGAGCGCAAGGAGGGCCUUCUCGACUUCGCCAGCACACGAGCCCUUUCGGCCGCCCUACUCCCCGCCAGACCCGACACACGAGUCGAUGACGGCCGCCUCAGCGACAUACACGCUACCGAGCGAGACCUUUACGUCGUCGAGGCCGACGUCUCUGUCGGGCGGCAAGUGGGUAUCCACAACAGCCGACUCCUCCGAGCCUAUGCACGCAUCGACCCGCGUGUCACGGCUCUAGGCGUACUCAUCAAACAGUGGGCCAAAACCAGUGGCAUCGA